This is a messenger RNA of Hippopotamus amphibius kiboko, 1799 nucleotides long. RefSeq names its product PGAM family member 5, mitochondrial serine/threonine protein phosphatase (gene PGAM5). The transcript is spliced from 6 exons. The coding region runs from base 57 to 926 and encodes 289 amino acids. Gene Ontology annotation, biological process: positive regulation of mitochondrial fission. Gene Ontology annotation, cellular component: mitochondrion. The record is from RefSeq and is a predicted model, not a curated record. NCBI's taxonomy places the organism in Eukaryota, Metazoa, Chordata, Mammalia, Artiodactyla, Hippopotamidae.
CGCGACCGAGAGCGCCUGCGCGGGGUCGGCGCGGGGUUGGCGCGGGACGGACCGGCAUGGCGUUCCGGCAGGCGCUGCAGCUGGCGGCCUGCGGCCUGGCCGGGGGCUCGGCAGCGGUGCUCUUCUCGGCGGUGGCGGUGGGGAAGCCCCGCGCGGGCGGGAACGCGGAGCCGCGCGUGGUCGAGCCGCCGGCGUGGACGGAGGCCGCGCGCCCCGGGUCUGGCGUCUGGGACCCCAACUGGGACAGGCGAGAACCACUGUCCCUGGUCAACCUGCGGAAGAGGAACCUGGAACCCGGAGAAGAAGAGCUGGCAUCCAGGCUGGACCACUACAAGGCCAAGGCCACGCGGCACAUCUUCCUCAUCAGGCAUUCCCAGUACCACGUGGAUGCCUUCCUGGAGAAGGACCGCACGCUGACGCCCCUGGGUCGUGAGCAGGCUGAACUAACUGGUCUCCGACUUGCAAGCUUGGGGUUGAAGUUUAAUAAAAUCGUCUAUUCCUCCAUGACCCGCGCGAUCGAAACCACUGACAUCAUCAGCAAACACCUGCCAGGUGUCUGCAAGGUCAGCACAGACCUGCUGAGGGAAGGUGCCCCCAUCGAGCCCGACCCUCCUGUGUCUCACUGGAAGCCAGAGGCUGUGCAGUAUUACGAGGAUGGGGCGCGGAUCGAGGCUGCCUUCCGGAACUACAUCCACAGGGCGGACGCCAAGCAGCAGGAGGACAGCUACGAGAUCUUCAUCUGCCAUGCGAAUGUCAUCCGCUACAUCGUGUGCCGGGCGCUGCAGUUCCCCCCAGAAGGCUGGCUCCGCCUUUCCCUCAACAACGGCAGCAUUACCCACCUGGUGGUCCGGCCAGAUGGCCGAGUGGCCCUCAGGACUCUUGGGGACACAGGGUUCAUGCCUCCUGAGAAGAUCUCCCGCUCCUGAGGGCUGCCUUGAGGCCCCACUCUCUUCCUCAGCCCCCGCCGGCCUGGCGUGGGUGCCACCAAGACUGCAGGCUCCUCUCCCAUCUCCCCACCAGGCUGGCAGCAGGAGAGAGGAAGGACCCAGGUGUGGCUGUGGUGCUCAGCUUCUCACUGGGGCAGAGAAGGGAACACUCAGCUCAGCUUCGUCUCCGUCACAGAGUCUCUGCCUCACUCGUCCACCAGCACAAGGAUGUGGGGUCCAAGCAGGCCAGUUUCAGGGACUGGACGAGGCCCCCAGAUGCCAUCCCUGCGGAGACCACGUCAGACACUGCUGCAGGCUAUCAGGCAGGGGGAGGAGGAGGGCACCAGUGCUUCUUCCAUUCAUGACCUAUUUCGCUUCAAACUGUUUUCAUUUCCUAAAACUUUUAAAAGUCACUUGAGUUUUUAUCAAUUAAAGAUUUUCCUCAUCUGGUUCUUGCUUUGAAAACCAGUUUCUCACUCCAGAGUCACAGCCCUGACGCUGCUGUAUCUGAACACACGUAUGUUGUUAAGGCCUUUCUGGACACACAGGAGGGGCAACUUGGCAGUUGAGGGAGGUGACGACCUGCUGGUCUCACCAGAGAGGGGCUGGCAGUGACGGCCCAGGAGGGGCCCUGUUUUAAUAAAAUGUCCAACUGACAGUUCAACCCUUAUUUGCCUCUGGCUGUUAAUCUUUUAUGCUGUGAAUUAAAAUAUUUAGAUAUAUGUCCAUCCCAAAUUUCCUUUAAUUUAGGAGAAAGUACAAUUUCUAUGAAGUGGUUAUGAAUAUUUUCUGCAGUAAGUGCAACUAAUUGGGAUAUUUGAUCCAUUUCUGUCAAUUUUGGAAAUAACUACAAAAUAAAAUUUUACUGGUUUU